Molecule: messenger RNA, 682 nt
Organism: Hibiscus syriacus
Lineage: Eukaryota; Viridiplantae; Streptophyta; Magnoliopsida; Malvales; Malvaceae
Product: transcription repressor MYB6-like
Source: RefSeq, a predicted model, not a curated record
AUGAGGAAGCCCUGUUGUGACAAACAAGGCACCAAAAAGGGAGCUUGGUCCAAGCAAGAAGAUGAAAAGCUUGUUGAUUAUAUACAUAUUCAUGGUGAAUGUUGUUGGUGUUUCUUCCCUAAAGCAGCAGGCCUGCACCAUUGUGGUAAAAGUUACAGGCUAAGAUGGAUAAAUUAAUUAAGACCAGACAGACGCGGUACCUUCACCCAAGACGAAGAGGAGUUAAUCAUCAAACUCCAUGCUCAACUCGGUAACCGAUGGUCACUGAUAGCCGGUAGAUUGCCGGGGAGAACGGAUAAUGAGGUGAAGAACUAUUGGAAUUCUCAUAUAAAGAGAAAGCUGAUAAAAAUGGGGAACGAUCCCAAUCACCACAAGUUGAACCAAUAUUCGGUUCGUCUUCAACCUGAUCAGCUUGUUGUUCCCCCUGACAACGUCUCCAUGAAUGUGGCAUGUAAGCUUAGAAUAUCUUCAACGGACAAUGAUGGUGUCUCGGAUGCUGCAAGUUAUCUCGAAGAUGAAGCACCCGCUGGUGUAUCGAACUUGGAUCUCGAUCUUACAAUCUCAUUUCCUUCGUGUCCUAUCAACAUUAUUGAAGAAAAUCAGCCGAAAACGGCAUCGAUUGUAACAAAUGAUAAAAAAGAACAAAACACAGUGCCUACCCUUCUUCUUUUUAGAUGAGAAA